UUCUCUCGGCCAGAGACAUGCGCAGCGAGCCGCGGAACGACAGGUGCGCGCCGCGCCGACGACGGCCGCGAAUCGCUUAGUUUCGGGUAAGCGCACGAUUCGUCUCCACCUCACCUCGGGGAACGCUCGCCAGUCGCUCGCGAUUCCGUCUCCGGCUCGGUCGGUCCGCUCCCGCCAGCCUCGUCGUCCUCGCGAACCAGUUGAACACCAGUCUCACCCACUCCCGGCUCAUUGAUCACUGAUCGCCAAUCAAGUUCAUCGAUCACGAUCGCGACAGUUUUCCAGUUGGACCAGGAGAUCAUCAUUUCAUCAUUUCUGUUGGAUCUACUAGGCUGUGUGACGCCCCUUAAAGGACCCCUUAUCGAGCGCGCACGUGUGUUCUUCCUCUUCUCUGUUCUUCCCUUGGUUCUUCUCUUCCUUUUCGUUAGAGGAGCCUUCUUUUUAGCCGAGGUAGAAGAAUAUUUCUGGAGGGAGUGUGUUUUUGCCUGUUUCUUCCCCCAGAUUGGUUCCCUUCGAAAAUUGCACCGAACCCAAAUUAAAGUGCUGGUGAACAGGACGAGUGCACGAACCAGUGAGAGAGUUCCCACUUGGUGAUUAUUGUGUGGAAAUUACUGGUGGCUGUUUUGGUGAACGCUGUGGUGCUCUCUUGAUGAUUGUGGUGCGCUUUAGGAAAGUUUAGAUACCUACGAACGGAUCCCUUUAGGUGGAUCCCGCAUUCUCUCGAUCAUGCACUGGGGACAGCGCAUUUUCUGCAGAGUCAUGGAAUGCAAGCGACUACAGUGAUCGUCUUCCUGUUUCUCGGCGGAUCUGUCUUUCUGCGCGAGGCUGAGGGUAGCGGCGAGCCGUGGCUGAAAAGCGAAAAGUACGUCGAACUCGAUACGGAAGCUCUGUUGCCCUGCGUCCUGAAAUCACCGCAAUGCGAGGGUCUGCACAGCAUCAAGUGGUACCGCGGACCCACGAGGAUUUUCAUUUUCAGCGAGGACGCCGGAAUUAUACGCGGCAGUAACGACAUCGCUGCCAGGGCCGACAUAGAAUAUUCGGCGAAUUCGUCGAAAACGUAUCUAAGGAUACCCAAGGUUCAGCUAGAGGACGAGGGUCUCUAUAAGUGCGAAGCUACUUAUCUUGCGGUCAACCGAGAGUGCAACAACGUGCAGCACAUUAUACUUAAUAUCACGGUGCAACCGCAGUUUAUACGUGUCAUCGACGAAAGUUCGAAGAAUACUUUGAGCACCGGUGCCACUUUAGGACCCAUAAAUGAGGGUUCAACAAUAGCUCUAUAUUGCGAGAGCGGAAAUGGCAAACCUGUACCUACAAUCGAGUGGUUUAAAGAUGACCAGCCACUUGAAGCGACGAGCUCGUCGACCAUUACUGAUACCGGGUUAGGCACUGGAAGUAGUUUGCUGGAGAUGCAAAUUACACGGGAAGAGUUAGGCGCAACAUUCACGUGUAAAGUCAACAGUAUUGCCCUCGUGGAGCCACUCACCGUUGAUAUUAAACCAGAUGUACAUGUACGCCCGCUGAAGAUGGACUUAGAGGGAGUGGUCGGUCAUGUCGUGCAGGGAACGAAGAUUUUAUUGCAGUGCAAGGUACAAGCUGCGCGACCCGCCGCCAAUGUAACUUGGCAAAACGGAACGCAAUACUUAAGCGAGAGCAACGAGAGAUUCGAGAUGUUCGAGACGAAAAUACACGAAAACGCGGAUGGUACAUCGGAUACGAUAAGCAAUCUCGCGUUUACGGCAUCAGUAUACGACAAUGGCAGAACAUUCAACUGUUAUGCCGAGAAUUCUGUUACCCGUAUCGAGGAUUUGAAACCGAUGAAGGAAACGAUAACGAUCGAAGUAUUAUAUCCGCCGAUAAUCAAAAUGAAGCCAAACAAUAUAACGGUUAAUGAGACAGACGACUUUUUAAUAUUCUGCGAUUACGAGGCAAAUCCAGCUACGCUGAUAAAGGUGACGUGGUUACGAGACGACGAAGAAUUAGUAUUAAACGAAGAGCAUUACGACGGCGGAAUCACGGAACAAACGGCGCUCACGGUGAAAAACGCAACUCCUAGCGACAUGGGUUCUUACAAAUGCAUCCUGGAGAACAACGCCGGCUCAUCCGUUUCCGAGGACGACGUAGAGGUUUCGGUCUUUUACAAACCGGUGGUGGAGGUGAUAAUGGAUCCGGAAACACCUGUGAACGAGGCAGAUCGUCAGAACGUUUCGUUAACGUGCGAGGUCGAUGCCGGGAAUCCGGCGAUGCUGACAGCCGUCCGUUGGUAUUUGGACGGUGAUCUAUUGAAAGAACUUCCGGACUGCCCGAGGAACAACAACAACAACGGCACUGCCAUGACGACGAACGUCGAGGAAUCGUCGACGUUCUGCGACAUCGAUCCCAGCAAGCUGCUGCUGGAAUCUGUCGGCCGCACCUUUCACGGCAACUACUCCUGCGAGGGUAGAAACGAGGCCGGCUGGGGACCAGUCUCGCCGAGCACGCCUGUCAUAGUUUAUUAUAAACCCGGGCCGGCAUCGAUAACGUACGAACCUCGGCAAGUGGUGAAGAAGCAUCCAUUAUCCAUAACUUGCUUCGUUUUGGAUCCCGGACGGCCGAAGGUGUCGGGCUUCAAGUGGUUGCGCGGCUGGCACCGUCUUCCGGACGAGAACGACGCGACGCUCUUCAUCGAGUCGGUUAAUUUGGAAACCGAGGCGAAUUUCACAUGCCUGGCUUACAACGAAGCCGGCGACGGCGAUCCGGCCACAACAUUUAUCGACGUAUCUGCGGCCCCGACGUUUAUCAAGAAGCUGCACUCGUAUCGCGGUUACGUCUACAACUCCCCUAACGUGAGCAUCAUGUGUUGGGUCGAGUGCGCCCCGAUUUGCAAUAUUUCCUGGCUGAGGGAUGAUAUACCUAUGGACUUCUCGAAAACGAAUCGAUAUUACGUGUUGAACGUUUAUCAUCCGCCUGACCCGAGGACCAACGACUUCGAGAGUAUCCAAUCAACCCUCGUAUGGAAUCUGACUGUCUGGCCGGACGGUCAGCUUGACCGUGACGAGGAUAACGUCAAAUUCACCUGCAAAAGCAGCAACAACGGAAUUGGCCCGGGCGUAGAAAGCAGCACUCACUUUCAUGUUGAAUUCCCUCCGGAAGACAUCACAAUCUCGAAGAAGCUAAUCAACGUGACGGUGGACACGAUCGCGGAAAUAGUCGAGUGCGACGCGAAGGCGCGACCGAAACCGAACUUCCGGUGGUUCCGCGAAGGCUCCACCGACACCAUUAUGGAGGGUCACGUGCUCGAUUUGAAGAUGCCGGUGCCCAGACGUAGCAACGGCACUUACUACUGCGAGGCGUCAAAUCGUCACGGUUUCCUGAAUAUCUCGAUGGUUAUGAAUGUCCAAUUUAAACCGGAAUGCCACAUAGAGAAGGAACGAUUCGAGGGCCAGGAUUACGUGGUCUGCUCGGCCGUCGCGAAUCCAAAGGAGACGGACUUCAGCUGGUCCCUGAAGAAUGAGAACGACACGCUUGAGCAAAUCGCGGAGAUGCGAAACGGGCGAAGUUACAUGCUCCUCGAUACUUCGAUCACCAACUUCCGAACGUACGUCUGUGUAGCGAACAACACAAUCGGCCACUCCGUGCCGUGCGAGCGCGACAUACCAGCCCACCAUGGACAUAAAAGUCAUAUACCUUGGUGGCAUCAAUUAGAGGGUAAUUUGCUGCUAAUUAUUAUCGUCGUAGUGGUGGUCCUGAUACUGGUCCUAAUACUAAUCUGCGUGGCCAUCUACAUCGUGUGUCGACGUAAACGCAGUCAAAUGAAAUACAGUAACCGGGUGGUCGAGCUGGAGGAACGUGAACAUCCAGACGGUGGGCCGCCCAGUCCCACGGUAUCCUCGCACUCGGUGCAAAGCCCGGUGCAGCCGACCCCGGCGCCGAGAUGGCCCUUGAAGCCGGGCGUGCUGGUGCACAUCAAUCGGACACACAGCCUACGAUCCGGCGGCCUAGGCGUCCGGAGCGCGAACGAGUCUAAUCUGCGUAACGAGCCGGUGGGCAAACAGAGAGAGGACAGGUUCGGGCGGCGAUUUCCGUCCCCGGACGAGACGCCGCUGUCGCCGAUCGGCUGCAAUCCCGCAUCGCGCGGCCACGUGUUCCGACGGUGUAGGAAGGAGCAGCCCGCGCAGAUGACAACCAGCAUGACCAGUCUGACCAGUCACGAGGACGGUAUGCUCGCCCGGGCUAACAAAAUAAAAGCUAUGUUUGGGGUGCAGCUCAAGGAACAGGCCACCCUGCCCGGGAUAUCCCGGGAGAAGACAGCCGUGACUUACAAAAGAAUCGUGCCGCGGCAGCGAAUGCUGCACUCCAUGGAGCCACUCCCUCGCGAGCCGAAUCGUGGCAAUGCAUCUCGUAAGCGAAAAAAGCCGGGUGCAGAUCCCAAUCAAGCCGCGAAUAACAAUCAUGUGAACAGCGUGUCGGAAGUUCUUCCCGACUCGGGGACGAAGACGUUCUACGAAAACUUACCUUUUCACGGGAUUCAAGCGCCACCUAACAAGUUGGUUACCCCUAAGUUUGCCCGAGUUUCGGCUUUGCAUGGCGCAUCGUUGCAUCAUUCCUUCACGGCCUCGCCGUGCUCCUCGCGGCCGCCCAGCCGAGCUGUCAGCCUCUGCGACGGCAGCUCCGGCUACGAGUCUACCAUGAGCCACUUGGGGCCCCACUACACCGUUUACAACGUGCCCAGAGGCAACUCGCCGAUCCUCAAGUACAACACCCUGAAGCCGCGGCGGCGCAAGCAGAAGCACUCCCAGCAGUUUUACUCCCUGCGGCUCUGCCGUAGGCACGAGAACAUCCGCCGGAAGUACGAGCUCUACGCGAUACCGAUCUACAAGACCUGUCCGCACAGGAGCGACAGCACGGCGACGAUCGCGACGAUCGUACGAUCGAUGGGAGAGGCUCCGUCCACUCUGAGCCUCAGCCAGAGAUCGAUCAACCUGACGACCAGAUCAGCGCCCUCUACGCCGAUCCCGUCGUCGCCGACACUGACGCCUCCGAUUCCGGCCCCGAGGACUUCCAAGAAGAUCGACCCAUCCAAACACACCUAUCAAAAUGUCCCUCCCCCCGUUUUUCCACCGAGAAACGCUUCGUUGCCUAAGCUUAAGACCGACAGCCUAUACAACUACAAAGAACACUACCAGCAACAGCAUCGGCAGGAGAUGCAGCAGUACAGCUACCCCUUACCGAGCAACAGUUCGAACCAACUAACACUGCCACUAACGCGCAACCUCUACCAUCCCUCGAUAGUUAGUCCCCUGCAAACCUCUCUCGUCCACACUACUAACAACAGUCGGCCGUCCACCCUGGUGCAUCACGAGACCACGACCGAUAAUCACUUGUCCGCGGUUUCGCGGGACGAGGAGCAUCAUCAGCAACAGCAACAGACUUACGGCAAUCACGACGCGAGGCAGUCGUCGUCGCGUCGACACUCGUCGACGAAUCGGCGAAACGAGCGUAACCGGAAGUACCGGAAGCACGAGCGUACCUCGGGCGAUCGGAACAAGUCGAAGCAGAAUCGGCAGAGAGGAGACGUUCCGUCGCGACGUAACGACACCACCUUCAACGGUGUUACACCCUCUGAUUGCGAGACCAGUUUCCAUCAGAUUUCGGACCUGGACGUGUCCGAGACGAUGUACAAAAUCUCGUAUCCGCAUUAUUACGAAGACGACAUGGACGACGUGGAUGUGGAGUGUUCCGACUAUCUCGGAUCCAACUCGGUGCGUCAGCAACAGCAGCAACAUCAUCAGCAACAGCAGCAACAUCAUCAGCAACAGCAGCAACACCAUCAACAACAGCAGCAACAUCAUCAGCAACAGCAGCAACAUCAUCAGCAACAACCACCGUCGUGGGAUCGUCAGUCGAAUCGCUGCAACAACACGUCGCAAUUCGCGACAGACGUGGACGAAAGUCGCAACAAAAUGUCGAAGACGAGGCUGUCGACGGGCAGCAACCAAAUCAACGACAUCCGUGCGUCUUCCACACCUACGAUAAUGCAGUACGCCGAGCUUCACUUCCGGGAUGUCGGUCAGGAGAUCGAUGUCUAAAGCCCUUCAAGCCGGAAUUCUCGGAUCUCGAUUAUGCGGACGUGGACUACAAAUCUUACGG
Messenger RNA from Nylanderia fulva, 6126 nucleotides. RefSeq names its product neuromusculin (gene nrm). The record is from RefSeq and is a predicted model, not a curated record. NCBI's taxonomy places the organism in Eukaryota, Metazoa, Arthropoda, Insecta, Hymenoptera, Formicidae.